CUCUCUCUCUCUCUUUCUUUUUCUCUCUCCUCUCUUCCAGAUAGGCACGAGGAAGAUCCGAAAGAGCGACGACCAUGCAGUUCGCCAAACUGACGCUUCCGGCGGCGGCGCUCCUCCUCGUCGCCGCGACCAUCGCCAAAGAGGAGAGCUCGUCGUCGAAGAGUCGCGACAAGCGGCAGCAGCUCGCCUUCCACCUGCGAAAGGGCGGCCGCCUGCCGCCGUACGCGGUGCAGAUGGAGCCGAUAGUACAGUACUCCCAGCGGGAUCCCCUGUACAACCCGCUGGCGAGCUCGAAGAGCGACGAUCUCUACGAAGAGAGCCCGCUGAGCUACUACCCGACGGAGCCUGAGCCGAUCAUCGAGAUCAUCAUCAAAGAAUCCAACGAGUCCCUGCCGACUCCGGUGCCGCCGACGCUUCCGGCACGGCCGACCAAGGAGCCGAUCCAGGUGUUCUACGUGAAGUACGAGAAGAAGAAGGGAUACGGCGAGAAGAGUCGGGUCGUAUACGACCCGCCGGUUCCGGCGUUAACUCCGGUGGAGGAUCACGAGGUGGUCAAGCCGGAGGACUCCCGGCCGGAAGAACCGACGUACACGGCGACGCCGGCGCCGGAACCCUCGACGACUCUGCGCGCCAUCAUCAGACCCGACAGCGAGGUGUAUCACUCCGGCAGCAGCGGCAUACGCGUCACCUUCGGCACCGAUCAAGUGCCGCCGAACAGUCACAGCAAACGCAGCGACCACGAGGCGCCGGUCGUGCAGCGCGGCAAGCCGGCCGCCUCGCCGGGGGCGCCGAAGAGACAGCACGGCCCGUACCAGCCGCUGCAGCCGGUGCAUCCCGCGCGGGUGCCGCCCGCCUUUCCGCAACAGCGCGUCGUUAACUCCGUGUUCGCUCCGCAGCAGGCGCUGCAGCAACCACCGCCGAAUUUCCUGCAUCAGCAGCAGCAGCUGCAGCAACAACUGCAGCAGCAUCAACAGGGAUUCCCCUCUCAGCAAGCGUUACUGAGAAACACGCCGCCGCCGAGACCGCCGCAGCGGCAUCCGAUAACGAUCCAGGGUCUACCGGAGGUGCAGCAACGCGCCCCGUUCAACAACUUCGGCCCGCCGCAUCGCGUCAGCAUCAAUCACCCUCAACAACCGGGAUUCCCGCCCACCCUGUCGGUGUCGCAUCAGAGUGUGCACCUGCAGAAUCAGCCGUUGCCGCAGGCCAGUUUUAACGGGGCGGAACCGCCCCAGCAACCGUUGUCCGUCAGGCCGAGCAACUUCAACCCGGAACCGCCCCAGCAACCGUUGUCCGUCAGACCGAGCAACUUCAACCCGGAACCGUCCCAGCAACCGUUGUCCGUCAGACCGAGCAACUUCAAUCCGGAACCGCCCCAGCAACCGUUGUCCGUCAGACCGAGCAACUUCAACGCGGAACCGCCCCAGCAACCGUUGUCCAUCAGACCGAGCAACUUCAACCCGGAACCGCCCCAGCAACCGUUGUCCAUCAGACCGAGCAACUUCAACGCGGAACUACCGCCGCCGCAGUCACUGCCACCGUUCAAGCAACAGGAACAGGAGAAGCAGCGUUACCACGAGCAACGAAGGCAGCAGGAGCUGCUGAAGCAACGGGAACACCAGCGGCUUCAGGAACACCAACGAUUGUUGGAGCAGCAGAGGCAGAUCGAGCAACAGAGAUUGGUCGAGCAGCAGAGGCAGCAGGAACACCAGAGACUCCAAGAGCAGCAACGUUUGCAAGAACAGCAACGGCUGCAGGAGCAACAACGGUUGCAGGAACAGCAGCGUCUGCAGGAACAGCAGCGACUGCAGGAACAGCAGCGUCUGCAGGAGCAACGCAGACGGAAGCAGGAACAAGAGCAGAAGCUUCUUCAGGAACAGCGAUAUCGCGCGCAACUCAAGUACAAUCAGCCGCAGUUGCCGCCGCAACACCCGGACGGUGAGAUCUUCAAGGCGGUCCCGAAGCUGGAGCAGCAUUACGCGAUCAGGGAGAAUCCUCUUCAUCCCGGUCCUUUCCCGCCGAAUCCCGCCGUGGUGCAGCCAACCGUGUACCCCGAAAUCUCCCAGAGCCAGUACGUCUCCGCGCAACCGCCCAACGCUCUUCACGAUUCCCAACAACUCCCCAGGACACCGCCGAGUCAUUUCGUUCCCGGUGAUACUUUGCAUCAGCAGCAGUCUUAUCAAGCUCAGCCGAGUUAUCUCUCGCAGAACCUGCCGCAACAACGGCCGCACGCGGCUCCGCUUCAGCAGCCAUCGAUAUGGGGCGGCCGGCCGCAGAACAAUCCCGGACAGAAGAUUUACGCGACCCCGGUGAGCCCGUCCGAGAACUUCGACUCACCAUCGACCGUGAGGAGCUUCCUGCCGACUACGACGACGACGACGACAACCAGUACUACAACCAGCACUACCGAGGCGCCGACCACCACGACGCUCUCCCCGAAGAAGGAGGCCAAGAUCAAGGAGAACAUCGCCAACCUGCCGGACGAAGUGCCGGACGACAUCAGGGAGCAACUGCUGAGCUCCGGAAUUUUGGGUAACGCCGACAUCCAGAUCCUCGAUUACGACAAGAUCGGCGACAUACCGAUCGAGAAACUACCGCCGGAGGCCCUGGCGAAUUUCUACGGCGCCGGGGGCGGGGCCGCCGUUGCCGCCGGCAGCGAGCCCGUGCCGGCGAUCGUCAGGGGGCCGACGACGGAGACGAGUCAGCGGAACGUCACGGCGAAGAAGGCGACCACCGCCGGCACCACUGCUAGCACCAAGUUCGAGCAAGCGACUCUGCGGCCCGGCGGUGUGGAGAUGAAAGUAGUACGCUUUGAUCCGAAUACGGAGCAGGGGCAGGCGGUGGCGGAGCAGCACAUACGGGACGACGCGACCCAGCUCGAGCCGGUGUCCGUGGGAGAGCGCGACAUCGCUCAAUACAAUCGUUACUUGCCGCUCAAAGUGAGCGGCGCGUCCUUCCCGAUCCCGGACGUGCCGGAGCUCAACGGCCGUAGGAUCUCGAGCGUCGUGGUGCUGGCGCCGGUCGACUACGACUUUCCCGAGGAGGGGGAGGAGAUCGAGCGGCAGGGCAGGAAGGCCGGCGACGCGCAGCCGGUCAGGUUCCUCGCCGGCGACACCCUCAAGCAGCUCGUGAAGAGGCCCACCGAGGAGAACUACAAGAAAUGGCUCGAGCAGGAGAGCCGCACCGAACCGGAGCGGCAGUCGGUCGUGCUCCUGGUGACCAUGCCAAGAAACGACGGUCAGGGUGACAAGGAGAUCUUCAUGUACGACGUGACCUCCCGAUCCGUCAGCAAACUGGCCGGCGAUCUCUCGACGGCAUUCGUGGACGCUGCCGAGAGCAACUCCGACGGCGCCGGCUCUAUCGACGAUUCCUUCUAUGAUUCCUUAACUCUAUAAUUGACGUUGUCUUGUAAACAAAGCUCAAGCUGUCAAGAAACAGAAUCCGUGGCCGCGUACAGAACAUUUCUUUUCUUUUGGGUUUCCAUUAUAAUUUUAAUAAAUAUACCGUGCUGUCGGGAG
Molecule: messenger RNA, 3515 nt
Organism: Dinoponera quadriceps
Lineage: Eukaryota; Metazoa; Arthropoda; Insecta; Hymenoptera; Formicidae
Product: bromodomain-containing protein 4
Exons: 3
Coding region: 75-3392 (1105 amino acids)
Source: RefSeq, a predicted model, not a curated record